AUGCUCUGGACACGGGGCGCUUCUCUGCUGUUGGCGAGUGCGAUCUUCCAAAUCUCCUCAGCCAACUUCUGGGUUUCCCCAUCAGGAAAUGAUUAUGCCGAUGGCCAAAGCGCCAGCACGCCUCUGCAGACCCUGACUGAGGCUCAGAAACGUGUAAGGGGAGUCAACUUGAAUAUGAGCGGCGACCUUCAUGUUUACCUCGAACCAGGUACUUACCAUCUGACCAACCCUCUCGUCUUCACAUCUGAAGACUCCGGCUCCAAUGGGCAUCAAAUUGUGUGGCAGGCUACAGACAUUCCUGCUGGUGUUAAUAUCUCUGGAGGAGUUCCCAUUACAGGAUGGUCAUACUAUGACCAGGGCGCUAACAUCUGGCAGGCUCCAAUCCCCAAAGGAGCAAAGUCUCGGCACUUCUAUGUCAACCAGCAACACGCCGUACGCUCGUCGUACAACCUCUCUCGUAGCUCCUUGAGUCUCAUGGAGGAAGGCUUCAACAUUACUGACCCUAGCGUCCAGUUCCUUGCACGCGCUCCAGGAAUCGAGAAGGCUGAACUCCGCAGCCGAGGAUCCUGGACCGACCGAUAUAUUCCGAUUCAAUCUGUGGUUGGCACAUACUUGAAGAUGCACAAUCCUGCAUUCAACAAUAACAUCAUUGGAUACGACACAUUCAUCAGUCCCUCCGGMACCUAUGGUGCGCUAUGGAUCCAAAACCUCCUCAGCAUUCUCAACGAAGUCAAUGAGUACUACAUGGACGAGGAUAAGUCCAUUAUUUACUACAAGCCGGCCGACGGCGUCGACAUGAAUAAACAAUACUGUAUCCUGCCAAGCCUUGAGGUUCUGCUGAUCGUGGCGGGCAGGUCGUACGAAAAUCCUGUCCACGAUCUCACUUUUCAGGGUUUGAACUAUAUGCAUACGACUUGGAAUCAACCAUCAACAAAUCUCGGCUUCGUUGAUCAGCAAACCGGAGGCUAUCUUGGCGAGGAUUCUGUCUACCAAGAAUGGAUUGGUGGAUUUCCAUACUGGCAUCAAGUUCCAGCGUCUGUACAGGCUAGCGCUGUCACCAACGUCAACUUUCUGAACGGAAGUAUGGUCGCAAUUGCGAACGGUCUGGGUGUCGGGAAUGACCCCAGCGGAUGCGCUUUUCCUGGUAUUGGUCUUGGAGCAUCCAACGUCACAAUAGCUGGAAUGCUGUUCACGCAGGUCGGUAACCAGCCCGUCACUGUGGGAGGCGUUCAGGCAAAUGCUCACCAUCCCGUCAACCCUUUGAUGACCAAUCAACGCCUCACUAUCACUGAAAAUAUCAUCUUCGAUAUCGGACAAACACACUCUGGUGCAGCAGCUAUCGUGUCAACGUAUGUGACUGGCGCCGUCAUUACCCACAACGACAUCCGCGACGUUCCCUAUAUUGGCAUUUCCUAUGGGUGGGGCUGGGGUUCAAACGAUGCCGGAGGCAAUCCUGAGUACACCGAACGGGGCUUAUACAAUUAUCAGCCGAUUUACAAAACUCCCACCACUUUGAAAGAUGGCCUGGUGGCAAAGAAUCUGAUUUCUGACUUCGGUACCCUUCAUACCGAUCUUGCUGCCAUUUACACGCUGUCCAAGAGUCCAUCCACCUACACGACCCAGAACUGUGUGGGGUAUGGUAAUGGCUUUCCUGGCCUCUAUCACGACGAGGGUUCUAGAAACUACGUAGACUUCAACCAAACAUUAGUUACCGGCAACCGAUGGCUGUUCCGCAACGAGUACGUUCCAAUGACGACGGGGAAUCUCACGAUCCACGACCUAUAUGUUCAAGGAAACCCGGAGCUCGGAACCAAUAGUUAUGGAGACAAUAUCUACAACGUCACUCAGUUUAGUAAUGUGGCCGACCUGCCCCAACAAUUCAAAGAUAUUUGCGCCAAUGCCGGCAUUCCACCGGGUCAGCGUGCGGGUCGACCUGUUCAGCAACCCCCUAUUAGCUAA
Talaromyces amestolkiae is the source of this 1959-nucleotide messenger RNA. RefSeq lists its product as uncharacterized. The transcript has 4 exons. The coding region runs from base 1 to 1959 and encodes 652 amino acids. NCBI's taxonomy places the organism in Eukaryota, Fungi, Ascomycota, Eurotiomycetes, Eurotiales, Trichocomaceae. The record is from RefSeq and is a predicted model, not a curated record.